ACCGAACAGAGAAGCGCUUGGCAGCAGGCCAUAUUUUGUUACACCGCAUUCCGCCUGGGGGCGGUAGUGCGUCAUUCCAUUAAGCUUGUCUGAUACAAGAGGAAGAAGGAAACGCGUCGCUGCUCGUCGGUAGCCUUGGUAAGGUGAAAUGUCAUACUAUUCGUCAUCCCGGAGUUCAUCUCGGGUCACCGAUUGUAAAGUGUAUGUUGGUGACCUGGGCAAUGGUGCCGCCAAGGGAGAGUUGGAGCGAGCAUUUAGUUAUUAUGGUCCACUGAGAACCGUGUGGGUGGCCAGGAACCCACCUGGGUUUGCCUUUGUGGAGUUUGAGGAUCCCAGAGAUGCAGAGGAUGCUGUCAAAGGCAUGGAUGGAAAGAUCAUUUGUGGCUCUCGUGUUCGCGUGGAGAUGUCCAAUGGACUCUCUAAGAAGGGUCGUGGACGCCCCAGCCGUCGCCAAUUUGACCCCAAUGAUAGAUGCUACCAGUGUGGGGAUCGGGGCCAUUACGCCUAUGAUUGCUACCGCUAUAGCAAGAGAGGCCGUCACAGCAGGUCUCGGUCGCGGUCUCGCUCUAGAUCCAGGUCCCGUGGACACCGCUACCGCUCUCGCUCACGCAGUCGUAGUCGCAGCUACAGCCGGAGCCAUCGCAGAUCUCCUUCCUAUUCCAGGCGUAGAAGCAGGUCUGGCUCCCCUGCUCGUUCCAAAUCAAGGACUCCUGCAAGAAGUCGCUCUAGAUCCCGGUCUCGGUCUGGUUCUGCACCCAGAAAGCGCUCUGUCUCUAGAUCUCGCUCUCGAUCUCCAUCAGCUAACCACAAGAGGACCAGCGUGUGGUGGGAGCUGAGCACUGCACAAACACCACAGCUGAUCCCAGGCCCAAGGUCUGCCAGCUGGCGGUGUGUACGUCCUGCGGGAGGGUGACUUAAGAGCUGACCUGAGAUCAGCCUUCGCCUGCAUCUGACCUUAGACAGCGAGAAAGAGGUCGACCUACCGACCGAACCCUCCCCAGAGUGAAUGGGUGACUGUGUUCAACCGACGCACACGCUCAGACGAGAUCAGCCCGCAUACACAUACAGUUCUACUAGAGCCUGCCAGCCUUCAGAUCUACCAGAGGGCUGACCCACACAAAUCAGAGUUUGGCCUUUUAAAAUCCAUUACCUACCUACCAGACCCCCUACCUACCUACCAGAGUUCUUCGCAUCUGUCUUAGCUUCUGAAAGUGAGAGAGAAAGCUGACGAGAGAUCAGUCUACAAGAGCCUUCCGGCGUUGUAGUCAUCCGCCCUUCAGUCCUUUGAUCCUUCGCUUCUCUGUACUUGUUGUUUCUACCACUGCCUUGAAAGGUAACAAAAACCAAACCCCUUGAAAAGCUCAUUUUGAUGGUGAAAACAUUUACAGGCUUGUUAAAAUCGAGCCUUAAACAAGCAUGCUCAGUGCAAAUGUGUGGCUGAAUGUGGAAGUGACUGUUGAUUGAAUGUGUGAAGCAGGCAGGCACCUUGAAAAUGAUAGGAUGAUAUUUUGAGAAUGUCUUUUUAGUUUUCAUGUUUUAUUUUUUUAGUGUUUGAAUAAUUGAAUUGUAAACUUCAAAAAAAGCUAGAGACAGUGUGCUUAUUUCUUUAAUGAGUGCCUAUUUGCCCAUGGCUUUUCAUACAAGUUUAAACCUUGGCAGCUAUUUUUUAACAAAAUUAGUUGCCUGAAUUCUGAAAGAAGGCUCAUUGUAAAUAUUAACCUAAGUUCAGAAAUCAAAAGUGAUUUGAGUUUAGAAAUUGUCAGCAUUCUUUCAGUUAUGAGUUCUAAUGAGAUUUUUAUGUCAUUUCUUUUUUUCUCGCUAGCCUUUGUUUGUGUGUCCCCUAUGGCAAACUAAUUUUCAUCCGUUUCUGUUUCAGCCGCUCCCGCUCAGCAAGUCCAACCCGAAGCCCCACACCUGCAGAAGACUGAGUGAUGAAGACUUAGUUUCCACCCCACCCACCACUAUUUCCCAAAAAAUAAAAAUAAACAUGCCCCUAAGCCUGUCUGCUUUUACAGCCUACAGCUGUUUAUUUUCUGUAAUUGUCUGCCUAGUCCCAGAAUUAGGGGUGGUUAUUUGCCCCAGGACUGAGAUCUCUGUGCAGUUUUAGAAUUGCCAGGAACGUUGAGUUUAUAUAGCAUACAGAAAUGUGAAUGAAGAUUGUUUUAAUUGUUUCUGCUGCUCAGUUGGUAACUUUGUCCCAGGGAGAGGUGUGGCUCGAGGCAACAUUUGAAUUUGAGUUUUAACAAAUAUUUGCAGUAAAAUUUUAAGAGGACAUUUAUCAAAAAGCUUUGUAUUCCCCAAGUUCUACAGAUACAAUUUCACAUUACAAGAAUUUGAGUUCUAGAUAAAAUGAUCAAAGUGUGGCUUUGCAAGUUUGUAUUUGGAUAUAAAAAUUGUUUUGUUCACCCAGGUUGGAGGAUACAGUUGCUUCUUGCAUGCAUUCAAAUAAAAUGUCACAUUUUUUUCUGCUUUUUACAAGUUUGAGUUUUUCUCCAUUGUGUUGAAUGAGUUCCCCCUGUGUUAUUUGGUUUUUCAUAUUUUAAAAUACAAAUAAGUGCUUAAUAUCUUUCUGCAGGGGUUACUGUAAUUUGUUUUACUUUGUUGUGGUAUAUGGCUCAUCUGGUAAGUGUGGUAGCUAAAUUUUUAAUAAACGCCUUCAACAAUG
This is a messenger RNA of Nothobranchius furzeri (turquoise killifish), 2665 nucleotides long. RefSeq names its product serine and arginine rich splicing factor 7a (gene srsf7a). The record is from RefSeq and is a predicted model, not a curated record. NCBI's taxonomy places the organism in Eukaryota, Metazoa, Chordata, Actinopteri, Cyprinodontiformes, Nothobranchiidae. Gene Ontology annotation, biological process: mRNA splicing, via spliceosome. Gene Ontology annotation, cellular component: nucleoplasm; ASAP complex; cytoplasm. Gene Ontology annotation, molecular function: RNA binding; zinc ion binding.